GGCGGCGAAGAAGCACGAGGAGGAGGGAGGGGAGAAGAAGGGAGGAGGGCUGCUCUCCAAGCUGUGGGGAGCGGUGGCAGGGGAGAAGCAGGUGGAUCUGGGAGACGACAACUCGUUCUACUUCAACGAGAAACUUGGCCGAUGGGUGGAGCGAGGGAAGGAGAACGAGGCGGCCAGCGACCCGUCCAGUGCUCCUCCUCCCACCAUGGCGGCGUUCAUGCAGCCAGCGGGCCACAGCGCGGAAGCUCCGACGGGCAUGCCGACCAUGAACGGUCAGGGACCGCAGGCGCCCAUGAUGCCGGCAGCUGGAGGGAUGGGGCCUGGCGGUGCAGGAGGCAACAUGUUUGCCAGGCAGACUCGAUCGGGAGCUCGCAGCCGCUACGUGGAUACUCUGAACCCCAACGCUGCAACGGCCAACCAGACUCCAGCUACAGGCAUGAUGCCCGCAGUAGGAGCGGCAGGCAACAUGAUCGCCGCCAACAAGGACGCGGCGAAACCCAAGUACAAGAUCUUUGUGCCCAACCAGAAUGCCAGCAGCGGGCAGAACCAAUAAACCGUGGCUUCCG
Molecule: messenger RNA, 566 nt
Organism: Guillardia theta CCMP2712
Lineage: Eukaryota; Cryptophyceae; Pyrenomonadales; Geminigeraceae
Exons: 3
Coding region: 206-553 (115 amino acids)
Source: RefSeq, a predicted model, not a curated record